This is a messenger RNA of Micropterus dolomieu (smallmouth bass), 8870 nucleotides long. RefSeq names its product matrin 3-like 1.1 (gene matr3l1.1). The record is from RefSeq and is a predicted model, not a curated record. NCBI's taxonomy places the organism in Eukaryota, Metazoa, Chordata, Actinopteri, Centrarchiformes, Centrarchidae. The coding region runs from base 481 to 8679 and encodes 2732 amino acids. The transcript is spliced from 23 exons. Gene Ontology annotation, molecular function: RNA binding; zinc ion binding.
CACACAAUGCCAAAAACGUGAAUAAUCACAACCCGCCGUUACUACAGCGGUGUGAACCAAAAGUAAACAUUUAGUUGUAAUGAACUGAUCCAAAUUAUGUUGAAAUAACAACAACAUGAUGUCGAUUUGUUAAACGCAUGAAUUCAUGCUUUGUCAGGUCUGACAGCAGGACAUCCAUCUAUCGCAAACCGCUUAUCCUGCGUACAGGGUCGCGGGGGGCUGGAGCCAAUCCCAGCUGACAUCGGGCGAAAGGCGGGACAACAACUUUUAAAAUGCUUGUUUUCUGAGUGGAGUUUGGCUCAGUCGGGGCUAUGCUAACUUGUUCACGAUGUUGCACAGCUUCAUCCCUUCAGAGCUGACCUGGUCCGUGUUUUAAUGCUCAGCUGAACCGUCCUCAACUUUUCCGCCAGAUUUUACAUCUCCUGUCUUCCCUGAUACCUUCUGUCUGCAGGAAACGCCCCGAGCGUUUCUCCUCCCAUCAUGUCUCACAACUACCCGUACAGACAGCCGCCGUCUGACUCCGAUCUCAGACCUGAUCCUGGACCUUACAGUUCUUCCGACCGCCGCCACGCCUCGUCAGACCGUGACUUUUUCAGGGCGCCUCAGGAGUCUUUCUCUUCGCCCUAUCCGUCCUCUUCGUCCUCCAGAGGAGCUCAGUGGUCGCAGGACGGCGCUCUCAACAUCCUGAGCAGCUGCGGUCUGGAGCCCGGCGACCUGGCUCUGCUGGCCGAGCUGCCCGAGGACGUCCUCACCGUCGAGUCCCUGCCUCAUGUCCUCAAUCAGAUCAAAGGAAAGAGGGGGACCAUCAAACCUUUCCCUCCCAACGCUCUGUCUUCUUCCUCCUCCUCUUAUACCCCCAGCUCCGCCCGCCGCACCUCCGUCAGCCCCUCCACCAGCGACUGGGACCAUCACCGCAGACAGCUGGUCCGGUAUCCGCUGGACCAGGUAUCACCCAGUCCUCUUCCUUUUGAACAGGAUCUGGACCUGGACCGCUGGGGAAAUCCCAGGACCUGCAGCGCUGCCAGAGCCGACCCACCAUCAUCAUCUUCAUCCAGCUACGUGGUGGACUUCCACAGACCAGGGCCCUCUGAGUAUGGUAAGGCAGUCAGAGAGGCUGGUCGGGUGGCCUCUCAAGACUACAACAACAGACCAGGGCCCUCUGAGUUUGGUAAGACGGGCAGAGAUGCCAGUCCUGUUUCCUCUCGGGACCAGCCCUCUUUCAGCUCGGCAGAAAGAGGCACGGGAAAUCCUUCUUCCCAUUUCUCUCAGCCUGGACCAGCUGGUCACAUGUCAGCCCCUCCUCCUGAAGACUACCAUCUGAACACCUGUGGGAGGCGCCGGGAGUCUCAGACCUCUUCCAUCAGGAGCUGGCCCUCCGCCUCGAUGCCCUCCAGGAAAGAAGCACGGGACUUCCACGGGACUUCUCCGACGGUGUUCCCGUACUCGUGCUCUCUAUGUGAUAUCAUUGUGAUGUCAGAGAAGGUGUGGAUUAAACACAUAAACGGCACUCAGCAUGCAGACGGACAGCUCAGCCUGCUGCAACAGUUUCCUGACUGGGACUGUCGCAUGGAGACAGUCAACAGGGCCGACAGCCAAUCAGAGAAGUGGAAGGUUGAAGGCAAACCUGGCCGGCAGCCCCAGACGUCCAAUCAGAGCUCCAAGUCGCAGGCAAAUAAAACCCUCCAGAAGAAGACAGAGAAAAGUAAAGUGGUGUGCGUCAAGUUUCCGGCUCAGUCUGUGGACGAGACGUACCUGAGAAAACUGACAGAACCGUUCGGAAAGAUCGUGAAGAUCCUAAUGUUCCCAUCUUUAGCGUUUGUGGAGCUGGGCUCUGUCGAUCAGGCGAAGGACUUGGUGAAGUUCCACGUUAACUAUCCUCCAACUGUGAACGGAGAGCAGAUGGAGUUCAGCAUCUCCAGCACCUUCGGCUUCCUCCAGAGUUCUCGGGUGGUGAGUUUCUCUCCGGUUCCAACAGGAGAGGACUGCCAAUCAGAUCUGUUCACCAUCAUCAAACGCUUCGGCACUCCUCUCUACAGCCUGUUCCUGCCGUCUAAGGCGUUCAUAGAGAUGAAAAAUACUCCUGAUGCUCAGAAGAUGGUGGAUUAUUAUUCCUCCAACCCUCUGAAGAUCAAUAACGACCUCAUCAACGUUUCCUUCUCUGUAGAAUACAAGAGCCUCAUGCGGGUCGCAGCGUCUAAGAGGUACGAAGAGGAAAGCUGCUCAACCAAGAGGACGAGGAGUUCGAGCCUGGACAAAGAAGACAAGACGGCAGAGACCAAGAGGCGGAGGGGGGAGGAGGAGGGAGUGAAAUCCAGCAGAACCAGAACCAGGUCUGAAUCCGGAGAAAAGUCCACUAAAGAAAAUCCAGCUAGAUCCAGGUCCCGAGAAAAGUCCACUAAAGAGAAACCAGAUAGAACCAGGUCCAAGUCCAGAGAAAAGUCCACUAAAGAGAAAACGACCAAAACCAGUUCUGAGUCCGGAGAAAAGUCCACUAAAGACAAACCGGCUAGAACCAGGUCCAAGUCCAGAGAAAAGUCCAUUAAAGACAAAAUGAUCAAAACCAGUUCUGAGUCUGGAGAAAAGUCCACUAAAGACAAACCAGAUAGAACCAGGUCCAGCUCCACAGAAAAGUCCACUGAAGAGAAAAGUUCUAGAACCAGUUCUGAGUCCGGAGAAAAAUCUAGAGAAAGGUCCAGCAGACAGAAGAGGUCCAGGUCCAGAGAGAAAGGCAGCAGAGACGAGAGGACCAGAACCAGGUCCAGGUCCAGAGAGAAAGGCAGCAGAGACGAGAGGACCAGGACCAGGUCCAGGUCCAGAGAGAAAGGCAGCAGAGACGAGAGGACCAGAACCAGGUCCAGGUCCAGAGAAAAGUCGGUACCAGAGAAAACGGAGACGACCGACACAGAGUCCAGGACUGAUCCUGAUCCAGCUCCUGCCACAGACUCCAGACCUGAACCUGUAGACAAAGAACAAACUGAAGAGGAAGCAGAGUCGUCUGCAGAGGAGAGCGACAUCGAGGGGAUGGAGGUGAUCGGAGAGGAUGGAGAGAAUCUGGAGGAUGCCGACGUGGAAGAGGAGGAGGAGGAGGAAGACGACAAGAUGGAGGAAGCUGCAGAGAGAACAGACUCACCUGAAGAAGAUCAAGAGAAGGAGGUGAAGGACGGAGAGGCUGAUGAUCAGGAGCAGCAGGAGGAGAAGUUGGUGGUGAAGGAGGAGGAGCCGGAGAAACCUGUGGUGAAGGAGGAGGAGCCGAAGAAACCUGUGGUGAAGGAGGAGGAGCAGGAGAAACCUGUGGUGAAGGAGGAGGAGCCGGAGAAACCGGUGGUGAAGGAGGAGGAGCCGGAGAAACCGGUGGUGAAGGAGGAGGAGCCGGAGAAACCGGUGGUGAAGGAGGAGGAGCAGGAGGAAGAGAUGCUCGGGAUGAAGAAGCAGGAGGAAGAAUCAGAAUCCAGCAGAGGAGCAGAGGAGACGUCAGAGACUCGGCUGGAGGACGACGAGGAGGAACCGGAUUUCCCAGUAGACCUGGAGAACUGCAUCACUCUGGAUGAGCUGGAAGAGGACCAGUCUGAUGACCAAGAAGAAGUCGUCAGAGAGGAACGCGAGCGUCGGUCCACCCGAGUGAUUUACUUCAGAAACCUCCCGCUGCGUUUCUUCACCGACGUCGAGUUCAUCGACCUGGUGAAAGAAUUUGGGACGCCGGUGCGCUACGUCAUGGCCAGCCAUCGCCAGAAGGGUUUCAUCGAGAUGUCGACUUCUUCAGAGGCUCAGAGAGCCGUUAAACAGCUAACCUCUAAACCUGUCAUCUUCAACUCCUCCAGACUCGUGAUCCAGAUCUCCAACAAAUACAAAAGACUCAUCAACGGGUGGGCGGUUCAGACGGCCAAGGACUCAGCCGAGGGGAAGAGAAGCGAGCGCAGGAGGAGCGAGAGACGGAACAGGGACGAGUCCAACAGGAAGUCCUCGAAGAAGACUCCAGAGAAAGAGGCAACGUCCAAAACAGCCAGCCAGAAAGACUCUGCAUCUUCAAAGACUCUAGAGAAAGAGUCAGUAUCUAAAAGGACUCCAGAGAAAGAGCCGUCAUCUUCAAAGACUCUAGAGAAAUACUCUGCAUCUUCAAAGACUCUAGAGAAAGAUUCAGUAUCUAAAAGGACUCCAGAGAAAGAGUUAGUAUCUAAAAGGACUCUAGAGAAAGACUCUGCAUCUACAAAGAUUCCAGAGAAAGACUCUGCAUCUACAAAGACUUUAGAGAAAGACUCUGCAACUACAAAGACUCUAGAGAAAGAGUCAGUAUCUAAAAGGACUCCAGAGAAAGAGCCGUCAUCUACAAAGACUCUAGAGAAAGACUCUGCAUCUACAAAGACUCUAGAAAAAGGGACAAAGUCCAAAACAGCUAGCCAGAAAGAGUUGUCAUCUUCAAAGACUCUAGAAAAAGACUCUGCAUCUAAAAAGACUCUAGAGAAAGACUCUGCAUCUACAAAGACUCUAGAGAAAGACUCUGCAACUACAAAGACUCUAGAGAAAGACUCUGCAUCUAAAAAGACUCUAGAGAAAGACUCUGCAUCUACAAAGACUCUAGAGAAAGACUCUGCAACUACAAAGACUCUAGAGAAAGACUCUGCAACUACAAAGACUCUAGAAAAAGACUCUGCAUCUAAAAAGACUCUAGAGAAAGACUCUGCAUCUACAAAGACUCUAGAGAAAGACUCUGCAACUACAAAGACUCUAGAGAAAGACUCUGCAUCUAAAAAGACUCUAGAGAAAGACUCUGCAACUACAAAGACUCUAGAAAAAGACUCUGCAUCUAAAAAGACUCUAGAGAAAGACUCUGCAUCUACAAAGACUCUAGAGAAAGACUCUGCAACUACAAAGACUCUAGAGAAAGAGACAACGUCCAAAACAGCCAGCCAGAAAGAGUUGUCAUCUUCAAAGACUCUAGAGAAAGAGUUAGUAUCUAAAAGGACUCUAGAGAAAGAGUUAGUAUCUAAAAGGACUCUAGAGAAAGACUCUGCAUCUACAAAGACUCCAGAGAAAGACUCUGCAUCUACAAAGACUUUAGAGAAAGACUCUGCAACUACAAAGACUCUAGAGAAAGAGUCAGUAUCUAAAAGGACUCCAGAGAAAGAGCCGUCAUCUUCAAAGACUCUAGAGAAAUACUCUGCAUCUACAAAGACUCUAGAGAAAGAGUCAGUAUCUAAAAGGACUCCAGAGAAAGAGUCAGUAUCUACAAAGACUCUAGAGAAAGACUCUGCAUCUACAAAGACUCUAGAGAAAGAGUCAGUAUCUAAAAGGACUCCAGAGAAAGAGUCAGUAUCUACAAAGACUCUAGAGAAAGACUCUGCAUCUACAAAGACUCUAGAGAAAGACUCUGCAUCUACAAAGACUCUAGAGAAAGAGUCAGUAUCUAAAAGGACUCCAGAGAAAGAGUCAGUAUCUACAAAGACUCUAGAGAAAGACUCUGCAUCUACAAAGACUCUAGAGAAAGAGUCAGUAUCUAAAAGGACUCCAGAGAAAGAGUCAGUAUCUACAAAGACUCUAGAGAAAGACUCUGCAUCUACAAAGACUCUAGAGAAAGAGUCAGUAUCUAAAAGGACUCCAGAGAAAGAGUCAGUAUCUACAAAGACUCUAGAGAAAGACUCUGCAUCUACAAAGACUCUAGAGAAAGAGUCAGUAUCUAAAAGGACUCCAGAGAAAGAGUCAGUAUCUACAAAGACUCUAGAGAAAGACUCUGCAUCUACAAAGACUCUAGAGAAAGAGUCAGUAUCUAAAAGGACUCCAGAGAAAGAGUCAGUAUCUACAAAGACUCUAGAGAAAGACUCUGCAUCUACAAAGACUCUAGAGAAAGAGUCAGUAUCUAAAAGGACUCCAGAGAAAGAGUCAGUAUCUACAAAGACUCUAGAGAAAGACUCUGCAUCUACAAAGACUCUAGAGAAAGAGUCAGUAUCUAAAAGGACUCCAGAGAAAGAGUCAGUAUCUACAAAGACUCUAGAGAAAGACUCUGCAUCUACAAAGACUCUAGAGAAAGAGUCAGUAUCUAAAAGGACUCCAGAGAAAGAGUCAGUAUCUACAAAGACUCUAGAGAAAGACUCUGCAUCUUCAAAGACUCUAGAGAAAGACUCUGCAUCUACACAGACUCUAGAGAAAGACUCUGCAUCUACAAAGACUCUAGAGAAAGACUCUGCAUCUUCAAAGACUCUAGAGAAAGACUCUGCAUCUACACAGACUCUAGAGAAAGACUCUGCAUCUACACAGACUCUAGAGAAAGACUCUGCAACUACAAAGACUCUAGAGAAACAGACAACGUCCAAAACAGCCAGCCAGAAAGAGUUGUCAUCUUCAAAGACUCUAGAGAAAGAGUCAGUAUCUAAAAGGACUCCAGAGAAAGAGCCGUCAUCUACAAAGACUCUAGAGAAAUACUCUGCAUCUACACAGACUCUAGAGAAAGACUCUGCAUCUACAAAGACUCUAGAAAAAGGGACAACGUCCAAAACAGCUAGCCAGAAAGAGUUGUCAUCUUCAAAGACUCUAGAAAAAGACUCUGCAUCUACAAAGACUCUAGAGAAAGAGUCAGUAUCUAAAAGGACUCCAGAGAAAGAGACAACGUCCAAAACAGCCAGCCAGAAAGACUCUGCAUCUUCAAAGACUCUAGAGAAAGAGUCAGUAUCUACAAAGACUCUAGAGAAAGACUCAGUAUCUACAAAGACUCUAGAGAAAGACUCUGCAUCUACACUGACUCUAGAGAAAGACUCUGCAUCUACAAAGACUCUAGAGAAACAGACAACGUCCAAAACAGCCAGCCAGAAAGAGUUGUCAUCUUCAAAGACUCUAGAGAAAGAGUCAGUAUCUAAAAGGACUCCAGAGAAAGAGCCGUCAUCUACAAAGACUCUAGAGAAAUACUCUGCAUCUACACAGACUCUAGAGAAAGACUCUGCAUCUACAAAGACUCUAGAAAAAGGGACAACGUCCAAAACAGCUAGCCAGAAAGAGUUGUCAUCUUCAAAGACUCUAGAAAAAGACUCUGCAUCUACAAAGACUCUAGAGAAAGAGUCAGUAUCUAAAAGGACUCCAGAGAAAGAGACAACGUCCAAAACAGCCAGCCAGAAAGACUCUGCAUCUUCAAAGACUCUAGAGAAAGAGUCAGUAUCUACAAAGACUCUAGAGAAAGACUCAGUAUCUACAAAGACUCUAGAGAAAGACUCUGCAUCUACACUGACUCUAGAGAAAGACUCUGCAUCUACAAAGACUCUAGAGAAACAGACAACGUCCAAAACAGCCAGCCAGAAAGAGUUGUCAUCUUCAAAGACUCUAGAGAAAGAGUCAGUAUCUAAAAGGACUCCAGAGAAAGAGCCGUCAUCUACAAAGACUCUAGAGAAAUACUCUGCAUCUACACAGACUCUAGAGAAAGACUCUGCAUCUACAAAGACUCUAGAAAAAGGGACAACGUCCAAAACAGCUAGCCAGAAAGAGUUGUCAUCUUCAAAGACUCUAGAAAAAGACUCUGCAUCUAAAAAGACUCUAGAGAAAGACUCUGCAUCUACAAAGACUCUAGAGAAAGAGACAACGUCCAAAACAGCCAGCCAGAAAGAGUUGUCAUCUUCAAAGACUCUAGAAAAAGACUCUGCAUCUAAAAAGACUCUAGAGAAAGACUCUGCAUCUACAAAGACUCUAGAGAAAGAGACAACGUCCAAAACAGCCAGCCAGAAAGAGUUGUCAUCUUCAAAGACUCUAGAAAAAGACUCUGCAUCUACAAAGACUUUAGAGAAAGACUCUGCAACUACAAAGACUCUAGAGAAAGAGUCAGCCAGCAAGAGGUCUUCAGAUAAGGACUCUGUGUCCAGAAAACAUCUAGAGGAGUCAUCAGAAAAAAAGACUCCAGAGAAAGAGUCAACAUCCAAAACAGCCAGUAAGAAAUCUUUAGAAAAGGAAAAAACCAGAACGUUCAUAAGACAUCCAGAGAAGUCAAAAGAAAAAAAGGAAUCCGUUGCCAAAAACAUGCCGGAAAAGAAGUCCAGAACAACACCAGAGACGGAGUCGGCCAAGAAAAAGGAGUCCAAUACAGCAUCUAAGAAGAGUCCAGAAAGAGAGUCGUGUGAAAAAAAGAGUCAAGAAAAAGACGACCAGAAGACGUCCAGGACACCGGGGGAGGAGGAGGACGCUGGCAAAGCUGCCGGUAAAAAGAGUCCAGAAAAGGAGUCGUUGCCUCAAACAAGUCAAGAAAACAAGACAUUAAAAAGGAAAAGGACUCGUGAAAAUGACUCGGCGUCGGAGAAGAAAGAAAAGAAGAAGAAAGAGUCUGUGAGUGAUGACAUAAAACAGGAGGCUGUAGAAGAAGAAACGUUAGAGAUCAAGAUGGAAGAAUCAGAGGAGGAGACGUCUGAACCGGGACUGAAGGAUCAACCAGACUCAAAACCACAAACUGAACAGAAACCUGAUGAUCGGCUGCAGGACUCUGAGGUGCAAGUGGAGCCACGAUGCGGACCUGCAGGGGGCGCCGCCCAGCCGCAGAAACCCACCACACCUGUUGGAACGGAGUUUGUUCGGCCGGUCGUCGGUUAUUUCUGUAACUUGUGUCAGCUGAUCUACGCCGACGAGGACGAAGCCAAACUGCAGCACUGCAGCAGCCUCGCACACUACAGGAAGUACCAGGAGAAGACGGGGAAAAACCCGUGGGCGCUGAGCUGAAGGCGAAACAGCAACGCAGACGCUGAUUCAUUUCAGCACUUUGUUGGGGUCAUUUAUUUAAUUUGUCUGGACGACACUUUUGUUUCUUUGUGUUUCUUCUGUUCGUCUGGAAAUCAGCUGCUUUUAGUUUUGUUCAUGUUUUGAUGGUCAAACUGUAAAAUUACUUUCUAAUAAACAAAAAAACCAAACAA